This is a messenger RNA of Chara braunii, 3097 nucleotides long. The record is from the annotation of a GenBank genome assembly. Lineage: Eukaryota; Viridiplantae; Streptophyta; Charophyceae; Charales; Characeae.
GCUACAUGAGCCUACAUCUAACAGGGAGAUGGGUUUGUACUUGACUCUGUAGUCUCUUCGGUCUUCUUUGUUCCCUUUAUUGUAGAGAGGGGUCACAACUCCCGUACUCAGAACAGAACAAGAACUGACUUUUCAAUAUGGUGGACGUGACGGAUCUCUUACACUAUGAUCCACCCUGUCCCGACGCCGAGCUCAUCCCUUCGAAGCCAGAUCCUCUCUCUAUCCCUAUGGCUCCCAUCUCUACUUCCGUCCCUCCGCCGUCCGUCGAGUCCACCCCGCCGUCGCGCGCUGACGCUGACGCUGAGGAACUCACACGAUAUACGGCUGACUUGGAGCCCGCAGUUCGUGACCUCAUCCGAGAGUACCACGACGUUUUCCCAUCGUCGUUCUCGUACGCCGACAUCCCACCGAUGCGUGACGUCGAGCACUCCAUUCAGCUUGUGCCUGACUAUCGUGUUCACCACCAGGCACCCUACAGACUCUCGAUCCUCGAGGCCACCGAACUCAAGCGUCAGCUUGAGGAGCUCCUGAGACUGGGUGAUUGUCCGAUAGCCUUCUACUCCCGUCAGCUCCUGCCCGCCGAGAUAAACUACACUGCUGAUGAACGUGAGGUUCUCGCAGUAGUUUAUGCCGCUCGGCAUUGGCGUCACUACCUGCACGGGGCACCAUUCACGGUGCGCACGGACAACUCUGUUGUCCAGGCUUUUCUGACAAAGUCGAAGCUCACUCCUCGACAGGCUCGCUGGUGGCGCGACCAAUCCGAGUUUAGUUUCACCACUGAGCACAUCAAGGGUGAGACUAAUCGGGUCGCCGAUGCCCUAUCCCGGCGCCCUGACCACGACCAGGAGCACAUCCAGCUCUCUUCCAUCUCGGUCAGCACCGUCCACCACUCGGUGAUCGACGAGUUUCGCACUCAGUACCGCCACUGCCCCGACUAUCGCGACAUCCACGCGACCCUUCGGAGUGGCAAGACCGUCCCGAACUACUCUCUCGGGGACAACGGUCUUGUGUACUGGCACGGUUCACAGGGCACCAGAGAGCCCCGUAUUUGUGUUCCCUCCACUGGACAGUUACGUGUCCGAGUAGUAGCAGAGUUCCAUGACCAGGCAGCUGCCGGUCAUAUGGGCUUCCACAAGACGUUGGCUCGUGUGAGCCGCCUGUACGUCUGGCCGAAGCGCAAGGACUUUGUGAAGGACUACGUCGCAGAGUGUCCCACCUGUCAGGAGGUGAACAGUGCGAACCACCUACCUUAUGGUUUGCUCCAGCCUCUUCCUAUCCCUGAGGGUCGUUGGCAGUCCAUCUCGAUGGACUUUAUCGGUCCUCUUCGACCUCCGACCCCCCGCGGUCAUGAUGCUAUCCUGGUCGUCGUCRACCGYUUCACGAAGCGUGCACRCUUUGUUCCGURCCGCUAUGCCAUCAGUGCACGUGAGGUCGCCGACAUCGUAUUUGACCGAGUCGUGCGUGACCACGGUUUACCUCUGAGCAUCAUAUCUGACCGUGACCCGCGCUUUACCAGCCGAUUCUGGCGACGGCUCCACGAGGUGUACGGCACUCAGCUCCGCUUCUCCUCGUCUUACCAUCCUCAGACUGAUGGUCAGACCGAGAUCACGAACAGGAUUCUCGGGGAUAUUCUCCGAAAGAUUGUUCGUGACGACCAGCAGUGGGAUCUCCAUCUUGCCCACGCGGAGAUACCCUACAACCACGCCGUCUCGCCAGCCACGGGGAUGUCGCCUUACUAUUGCGACCUCGGCUAUCACCCGCGUGUUCCCGCGGACUUCCUUCGACCGAUUCUGCCCGUAGACAAGCAUGCGUACAUCGGCGCCCUGUUCGUGAACUCAAAGGGCGGAUGCCAGACCUGGUUGACCCACCUGGCAACCUCCCACGGCGUCGACGUACCAGACUUGAAGGACGUAAUCACAUGGGAGGAACUGACACGGCUGUGGAAGAAGCGGUUCAUUGUCGACGACGCGCCAGCACUCACCAUCAACCGACUGUUCACCAUGUCACAGGGCAACACAGCAACACGGGACUGGCUCACGGAGCGGCAGAAGAUUGCGGCUGUGCCCAAUCUGAACCUACUAUUCGAGCAUCUACGCCGUGAGUUCUACAACAGGUCCUGUGCUGCAUUGAGCCAGGCUCUUGGUGAUCGCGAGCAGUACUCAACCUUCGCGGAGAUCAUUGACAAAGCGAGGGAGAUCAUCAAGACCAACAGGACAGUUUCCAUGGGUCAAGUUUGGCUUGACCGAGGCGGAGUACAAGGUCCACGGCCGCUACGGCUGCUGCUAUUGGUGCAACAGCACCAAGCACAAGACCUCCCUGUGGCAAGAUCAGGGCAAGGAGGAUGUGCGACCCCGCCUCAGCUCGGGAAACUGAGCUCCGUGGAAGGUGAGGCGACUCCACCUUCUACUCCGCCAGAUUCGGACGCCUUGCUAGCGGCCUCCUGCACAUCUGGGGAGGAUGCGAAUGUCGCAAGUCCUCGGUACACUUACGAGGACUAUGCUGUCCACUUGGUUCCACCGCUGGACCAACCGCUCCACGUGCAACAGUCCACCGCAUGCACGGUUUCAUCACCAUCGGCAACCGAUCCGGCAGCUUCACCGCAAUCUAUCGCCGGGGAUUCGACGUCAUGGUCAAGACUGGAUGAGCUCGACCCGUUGACGUUCACGGACUUCCAGUGGAUGCCCGUUCCCUCGACCGGACGAUUGCCGAAACCGCAGUGCAACGUGCUUAUGGCACAAUUGCGGGACUACUUGCACACUGCAGUACCAACUCCGUUGAUGGACGCCGGAGUAGAGGUUGUCGACCUUCACGUUUACAUCGCGAAGAUCGACCGCGAGUUCAAGACGCAACGGUACGACGACAUCGACGCACCAGUGCUAUACGUACGCAUUCAGAUCGGAGAGGCGACCUGCAGUGCCUUGAUCGAUUAUGGAGCAUCUCGCAACUACAUCAGCCAGGACUUCAUGGUACGCGCCGGCCUUGGCCCACGUGUCCGGAGGAAGUCCUAGCCUAUGCAAGUCACCCUGGCAGAUGGUCAUACGCACAAGUCCAUCGACCGGUGCAUUGACGUCGUCCCAUUGUACUUUGCCCCUCACGC